Oncorhynchus tshawytscha (Chinook salmon) is the source of this 5697-nucleotide messenger RNA. RefSeq names its product astrotactin-1. Gene Ontology annotation, biological process: neuron migration; neuron cell-cell adhesion. Gene Ontology annotation, molecular function: protein binding. Lineage: Eukaryota; Metazoa; Chordata; Actinopteri; Salmoniformes; Salmonidae. The transcript is spliced from 23 exons. The record is from RefSeq and is a predicted model, not a curated record. The coding region runs from base 283 to 4239 and encodes 1318 amino acids.
GGCUUGAUUUGGGUAUUUCCAAUAAAGGGGUCAGUGGUACUGCGCAUUUUUGCCUUUCCCGCUAUCAUAUAACUCAUACGCUGCAUUGAAAUGAUCAAAAAUCAUCUUUAACCAUGUGACAGAGGGAUUUGGGGAUUUAUGCGAAAUAAGCGCAAUUUAUUUUCCGAACAAAACAACCCGGAAAUGUGUGCUUUGCCAGCGCAUUCCCCCUCGCUCCUCUUCCUCUCGGUAUUGAAGUGAAGCCCUCGAACAGAAAGGAGACGGGGAUACGAAGUAGCGGUGAUGCGGGGCAUGAUGGGUCUGAGAUUGCUUGUCUCACUCGCAUGGAUUCUUGCCUUCAAAGCUGCUAAUAUUCAAGGUGUGAAUGCCGACGAGGAUCAGUCCCAAGAUAUGGAAUGCAAAAUGAAAAGCGUCACCGUGUCUGCGUUGCCGUUUUUGAGAGAAAACGACCUGAGCAUCAUGCAUAGUCCGUCGGCCUCCGAGCCCAAGCUUCUGUUCUCCGUCAGAAAUGAUUUCCCGGGAGAAAUAGUCGUCGUGGACGAUCUAGAAAACACUGAACUCCCCUUUUUCGUCCUAGAGAUCACGGGAAACUCUGAGGAUAUUCCUCUGGUGCGAUGGCGGCAACAGUGGCUGGAGAACGGCACGUUGCUCUUUCAUAUCCACCACCAAGAUGGCAGCCAGAACCUCCCCGGCCUCUCCGCCACGGACGACCCUGCCAGCGACUCUGCCGAGGAGGAGCUACGCAUCCUCCACGUCUCUGUCAUGGGAGGCAUGAUCGCUUUGCUCCUCUCCAUCCUCUGCCUGGUCCUCAUCCUCUACACACGCAGGCGGUGGUGCAAACGCCGCCGUGUGCCCCAGCCCCAGAAGAGCGCCAGUGCAGAGGCGGCCAAUGAGAUCCACUACAUCCCUUCGGUAUUGAUGGGGGGCCAGGCCAGGGAGAGCCUGAGAAACUCCAGGGGCCAGGGCCACAAUUCCAGCGGCACGCUCAGUAUCCGAGAGACUCCCAUCCUGGAUGGCUACGAGUAUGACAUCACUGACCUGAGACACCACCUGCAGAGAGAGUGCAUGAACGGAGGAGAGGACUUUGCCAGCCAGGUCACACGCACCCUGGACUCCCUUCAGGGCUGCAAUGACAAGGCCAGCAUGGACCUGACACCUGGUGAGUGGAGUGACAAUACAAAGUUGUCCCUAAUGAGCAAGUACAAGGACAACAUCAUCGCCACCAGCCCCAUCGGCAGCAAUCACCUGCAGCAGAACACUCUCCUCCUCCACAACACGUCCUCCACUGGCCAACGAAAACAACGUCUGUCCAGCAAAACUCGUGUGGGUUCAACCUUCUUGAACCCAGACGGGGACUCUGGCACGGAGGCCGACAGCGAACCUCAGCUGACCUUUUACACUGACCCCAAUCGCAGCAGGCGCCGCAGCCGAGGUAUGAGAAAUGGUAACGCCAACAGCGCGUGGGGCUCAGGGGCAGGUUCCCCACGAAGCCCCAUCAAUAAGACCACCCUGACUUUGAUCAGCGUUGUCAGCUGUGUGAUCGGCCUGGUGUACUCCUCACACCUCUCCUGUGGCGUCAACGUCAGGGUCAUCCUCCAUGUGCCCGAGCACCUCAUCGCAGACGGGUCCAGGUUCAUUUUGCUGCAGGGCAGUCAACUGGAUGCGUCUGACUGGCUGAACCCGGCCCAGGUGUUACUAUACUACCAGCAGAAUGCCAGCGGGCCUUGGAUCAAUGAGCUGUGUGGCCGCCGCAUUCUGGACCCCUGUGAACACCAGUGUGAUCCAGAGACAGGUGACUGUCUCUGCUUAGAUGGUUACAUGAAGGACCCGGUCCACAAGCAUCUCUGUAUUCGUAACGAGUGGGGUCCAAAUCAAGGACCCUGGCCUUACACUAUUUUCCAGCGUGGUUUUGAUCUGGUGAUGGGAGAACAACCAUCUGAUCGCAUUUUCAGGUUCACAUACACAUUGGGGGAAGGGAUGUGGUUACCAUUAAGUAAAAGCUUUGUCAUUCCACCUGCUGAGCUGGCAAUCAACCCUUCAGCCAAGUGCAAGACUGAUAUGACUGUCAUGGAGGAUGCUGUGGAUGUGAGAGAAGAGCUGAUGAUCUCCUCAUCGUUUGACAGUCUGGAGGUUUUGCUGGACUCAUUUGGCCCGGUGCGCGACUGCUCAAAGGACAACGGUGGUUGUAGCCGAAACUUCCGCUGCGUCUCUGACCGCAAGCUUGAUUCCAGUGGAUGCAUGUGCCCUCCUGGACUGAGUCCCAUGAAGGAUGGCACAGGCUGCUACGACCACCACAUUGGCAUCGACUGCUCUGACGGCUUUAACGGAGGCUGUGAACAACUGUGCCUCCAGCAACUCGCCCCCCUGGAGGAUGACCCCACCCUUUACAACAUCCAGAUGUUCUGCGGUUGUAUUGAGGAUUACAAGAAAGGUCAAGAUGGUCGUUCCUGCCAGCCCCUGUCUGAAGCCUGUACUGAGGGACUGGACUGUGGGGAGACAGCUGACAUCCCAGCCAACCAAACCGUUUUUGGGGAUCUCUUCUAUGGCUACAACAACCACACCAAGGAGAUCACCUCUGGGCAGAUCCUCAAAGCUACCUUCAGGCAGAAGAACUUUGCCCGAGGCAUCGAGCAGCAGCUCCCAGAUGGCAUGGUUGUGGCAUCAGUUCCAACCGAGGUGCAAUGCCACGAAGAGCUGUCAGACCCAGUCCCUGACCCAGACUAUCUCACAGGAAUGGUGAACUACAGUGAGGUCUCUGGGUACCCACUCAUCCAGCAAUGGCGGCUGAGGUCCAUCCUGUACCACGUCAAACUGAACCAGUGGGUACUCUCUCAAGCGUUCAGCUCUGCUAUCCACUCCCUGGACGGUGCCACCCUCCGCAGUGAUUUUGUCUCCAUCCUCAGGGAGUUUGGUAAUCACUUUGUACAAGAGGCAGUGUAUGGCUUCGAGGAGGCCUGCACUAUCUGGUACCCCAACAAGCAGGUCCAGAGGCAGCUGUGGCUGGAGUACCAGGACAUCAGCAAAGGGAAUUCCCCAUCAGAAGAGUCAGAGGAGCGCGACAAGGAGCCCCGGACCCUGACCUACCCAGCGUACAUCGCCAGCCUGCUGGACUCCGGUGCCAAGCGCAUGGCGGUGGGGGUGCGCAUGGACUGCAGCAGCCAAGGCCAGUGCCCGUACUCCUGCCACCUCUGCCAUAUGAGCCCUGGGCCUGGGCGUCCAGCUGAGCCUGUACUGCUCCAGAUGACUAAGGCCACCCCGCUCUACGAGCUGGUCUCCAACAACGAGACCUACCAGGCACUGCAGGAGGCCAUGAUGAGCAUGCUGUGGUGUUCUGGGAAAGGCGACGUCAUCGAUGACUGGUGCCGUUGCGACUCGAACGCAUUCGGGAUGGACGGCCUGCCAACAUGUGCACCUCUCCCCCAGCCUAGGCUCAGGUUGUCCCACUCCUAUGAGCCCAGCAGUUCAUUGGUCAUCAUGGAAUGGAAUCACACUGAGCCACUAAUUGGGGUGCGGAUUGUUGAUUACCUCAUCAGCCAGGAGAAGGUGACAGAGAGGACAGACCACUCCAAAGUGGAGACAGAGACGAUGUUGAGCUUUGUGGAUGACAUCCUGUCUGGGGCCAAGUCUCCGUGUGUGAUGCUUGGGGAUAUCCCUGACCUCUUGACCUCCUCCGUGAGCAUGAUCAUCCGCUGCCUGGAGCCAGACACGACGUAUAUGUUUAGGCUCUGGGCAGUGGACAACACAGGCCGUCGCUCCAGUCCUAGUGAGGUCACCAUCAAGACCCCCUGUCCUGCUGUGGAUGACGUCAAAGCACAAGAGAUUUCAGACAAGAUCUACAACUUGUUCAAUGGUUACACAAGUGGCAAGGAGCAGCAGACGGCCUACAAUGCGCUGAUGGAACUGGGCUCUCCCACCCUGCACCGUGUGCUCUACCACUACAACCAGCGUUACGAGAGCUUCGGAGAGUUCACCUGGAGAUGCGAGGAUGAACUGGGGCCCAGGAAAGCUGGUCUGAUUCUCUCCCAGCUGGACGACCUGAGUGGCUGGUGCAGGGGUCUUCUCCAGGAGUCCAAGAUCGGCCUGCGCAGGAUGUCCCUCAAGUACCUGUCCUGCCGUUACACAGACACCAAGGCCUUUGGUCUCAACUGGGUGGAACUGGGCCAGGAUGUGCGAAAGGCCUGCGACGAACAGAACCUGCUAGUCAUGUACAAUGAUUAUGGGGAGCCCAAAGAGCGUUGAACGUCACACAGCAAAUAAUGGGUCUUGAGGAUUUGUAAGUGUGUAAUUGUGCUUUUGGGAUUAUCAUCAUGUCUGCUUUUUAAUUAUUGUGUGUUCUAACCCUUAUUUAUUGUUAUAGGAACCUGAUUUCAAGGUAGGGUGGGUUUGAGAGGUGAGGAGGGUUUAUUUAAAAUAUUAUUAGAGCAAGAUAUAACAAUAAUGCACAUGUACAGUAACAAAGUGUAUAUGUACCUUUCUCAAUGCUUAAUUGCAUUUAGACAGCACUUUUCAUGACUUUUUGGACAUUUGGAAGUUUGGAAGUUGCACCAACAAUCCUGAACCCCAAAAAUGUAUAUAUUAGGAUUAUGAAGAUUUAGUUAUUUACUGUAACAUGUUGAAUGUAGUAUUCAAGUAUAAAUUCAUAUUUAAGCUGUUGUACAGGUCUUUUGUAUUUAGACAGUCCGUAUAUACAGCAGUGGUCAUUUCAGACGGUUGGGAGGUCAUGUACAGUGUGGCUCUAAAUGUUAAGUUAAAGUUGCCAAACCCAAAUGACAGUAUUUGCUACAUCAAUGAAUUCCUAAUCAUUCUGAAAUCAACAAAUGGCCAUCUUUGAAUCAGCAUUUCUAUUACAAAAUGAAAGAUAACAGCAAAUCAAUGUUUUAUAUUGUUUAUCUGUAGUAUGUUUAGAAAUGUACAUGUGUAUGUGUCUUAGGAAUAUACAUGAUGUGAUCCUGUAAAAACACUAAUACCUUUGAUACCUGUGUUUUACUACAAUACGCAAUUAAUAUAAACCAAAUGCCAACUGUUUUCUUCUUUUUUUCAAACAAUUACGCUCCUCACACACGUUGAUAAUGCAAUAGUUAUCCCCAUAACAUGGACUUGAAAACAAAUGCUUGCAGAUAGUUUCAUAGGUUCACCAAUGCAUCAAAUGACAACGCAGUGGUUAGCUUCUGUAAAUAUUUUAUUACAAAUUACAAAUUAUUUAUAUUAUAACAUUAAUAACAAUGGGCCUCGGCUGUAAGGAUAUGUCUUUUAUUAUGAGAAAACCAUUGGUUGACAUUGAUAGGUAUGCUUUUUUGUUUGUUUCAAUUUGCACACGAGAGGUGUGAGCAUUCAUUAUGUAUACAUGUUUUGUGUAUGCUUGCAUUAUUUUUGUUCUGAGACUGUUUCCCAAAAUAAUGGAGAGGUUUGUUUUAUCAAUACAAUGAAGUGGAAUUACAAAAAUGGACAGAUUAUAAGGCUUAACAAAUGUUAUUAUCCAUCAGAAGUGCAUCAGAAUUGUUACCAUACACAUCAUAAAGCUGAUGGAAACUAAAGCUGAUGAAAACUAACAAAAAUCAGCAUGUUAUACUAUUAUGUCUAUGUGGCUAAUCUAAUGUUCUCUUUUUCCCUUUGAUCUUUGCUAUUUCAAAGAAUAAUAAACAAUAUAUUAUGAAAUGUUGGAAUGUUGGAUGUUCCAAAAAAAAAGUUUCCUGAUCA